GUGCUUCGCUCCAUUGAAUUACAGGAUGGGCUAGUUUGUUGAAUUUUUCGUUCUAGCAUUACGCGACUCUUCAUUUGUCUUUGUCACACGACAAACCUAACGUAAAUAAAAGCUGAGCUCAUUUGAACGUUCUGCCGACGAAGAUGAGAUAAAAAAAUGUCGAAGGCAACCGAGCGGGAGUCUACCGGCCAGCUAGGCGUGAUUCCCAAGCGCAAGAGUUCUGGCGCCCUCUCGCACUUCACCUACCUGUUCUUCUACGCCUUUGUGACUGGCGUAACUUGGAGGUUUCUGUACGCGUGGGCCGCGGAAACAACGGAGGUUGAGCAUGCCGUCAGUAUGCCGAAGGCCGACGAGCGGGCCGUAAUCUCAUGGACGUUCGUUGUCUUCGACACUCUGCUCUUUCUGCACAUUCUAUUUUCCCGCGGAACCGUUUCCCGAAACGGAUCGUUUCAGUGGAUCUGCUACUGCUGGAUCAAUGCUCCGAAAUACACUUUGUUCUACUUCGUAAUCAUGCCGUCCUUGCGCAGCAAACAAGGCGUGUUUGGACCGCAGGUGAUGACUUAUUCCGUCGCGAACUUUGCCAUCAUCUACGCGCUCCUCAUGUUUCGCUCCUUUACCGAACUGCACGUGGGUCGGAAGAUCACUAUCGACACCAUGAUGCACACCGAUAUGGCCUGGCACUGCACCGUGGAUUUCGUGGACGUGAUUCACAUGUUCGACUUCGCGCCGGGCCAACGGGGGAAUAGUGCUAUCCAGGUGCAGCGACCCUAUGGCCAAGCCCCGCUCGCGGAGGACGAAGCGGUAGGCAUGGAACUGGACACGUUUUACGGUAUACCGACGGGUCAGGCACAGGCCAUGAGUACCGCAGCCGGUAUCUUCAUAUGUUGCGCCCUGUUUUUUCAUCAGCAGUCUUUUCCUGGCACUCCGUGGCGACAAGACCCGUCGGAGGAGCUCUACCGCGCUGCCACCAGGACGGCGCGGAGCGGUGGUGCGGCGCCGGGUUCUUUGGCUCGACCGGGCGGCCUGGUUGCUUCUGCGGCCGCGAACGCCACUAAAACCGUGGGGAAAGCGAAGCGGGGCCUGUUCGCGCCGGGGCCAUUAAGUCAGGUGCACGGCGUGAACAUGAUGAAGGCUCGGAAGCGCAGUGCUCUGGUUUCCAUCCUUUUUGUCGAUCUGCCAUUCCUCAUCUUGCGCGGUUUGCACUACUACCUAUCGCCCGAAGAGACGCGCUCGAUCGAGACACUGACGCUGAAAAACUUGGUGUGUCUCAUUCUGCAGGCAGUCGCGUUACAAGCCGUCCAACAGGUGGAGCUGCAGAGCUCUGCGCUGGUGGAAUCUCUACAGGACCGCUCGUCAUUAGUAAACCGCGGUGGAGAAGCUACUAACGCACGUACGAUCCGGCUCCAGACGACCACCGCGGCAUGGUUGACGUCAGCGACGUUGCGCUCAUCUUCAAGGAAGAAUCAGGUGCAGCAACCUCACGCUGGUGCUCUGCUCUCCCCACCUGACACGGCCGCUGCACCACCCGAAGCAUCUACAGCUCCUGUUGACCAGACGUCCUCUUCGGGCGGAGGGCCACUUCCCCGCAGUUCAGCCGGUGGGAACGACGCGCGAAGCGGCACGGUGGAGGUGCCAAUGGACGAUCAUACGGACACGCGGUCGAAGCGCAGUGAGUUCGCGGUCUUCGGCGGUGCAGAGGUAGUUCAACAUCAGGCGCCCGCUGCUAACACGACCCCCGCCCCUCCGGCAGCGCGUCGUUUUAUCGCGGCGCGGUGCUGCCUCUGGCUUCUAUGCUGUUGCGGACGCGGCUGGGCAAGGGCAACGCGCUUCUGGUUGUGGCAGCUGCUGGUUCUGACCACGGCGUUUCUUGGUGGGUACCUGUGCAGUGACCACAGUUACGAGGAAGACCGAUUGGUGGUACUCGAUCAAAAGAUGACGCUGUAUGACCUAUCCGCCACGUAAAGGUGGAUGCGGACGACCCGACGACGACGCAGCGCGAGUGAUCUUGGUACUAUACCUUUGUAAGUAUUUAUUCGUCGUUUAAACUCAAAAAAUGAGCUGCUUCUACAGCAAAAGAAUCUGAUCAUCUCCUCGUGUUGCAAACACCAGCAACUGGCAGUGCUCUUUGUCCGCUUCUGACUUAAAUGAUGUGGUCGUAAGUUUUAUUGUCGUCGGUUCGCAUGUGCAAGCUAGUGUCGGUCCAUUUAUAAUCGUACCAGUCUUGGAACUCUUUUCAACCCUUCCGCGAAGUACUCGGUCAUUCGUAGGUAAAAGUGUUGUCGGUAGUUAACGUUUUUCUGUCGAGUCAGCAGCAAUCACGCAAAAAGAAGAAACCUUUUCAGAAGUAAAACUUAAAGUUUGUGGACCUAUCGGUCAAAGAACGACACUACUCGGUAAGAAAUAAUUAGCAAUUCAUGAACAUGAUGAGAGCGAUGCAAGGAUAUCAAAAGUGGCGACAUUCUUCACAGAAUGACUACACUAAAACACGAACAUCAGGCCCCUGAUUAUCCUAGUGAUGCACCUCACAAUAAUCAAGUCUUGAACCAAGGCAAGAAACCAAUCGUGAUUUCUACUUUACAGCACCGGUGUUCAGAGCUCGGGACCACAAAGUUCGAUGCGUAUCCAGGUCCUCAAACAAUGUGACGAACUCCAAUUAGUCGUGUACCCCCUCCACCUUCGAAUAGGAAGACAAAACGCAAGUCGUUAAUGUUUUCCGCACCAAUUGAUAGACGGGAAAAUUUCGUCGCAAGUAGUACUCCUAUUCUAUAAUCUAGUACUAGAAGGAUCCUUGGAUUCUCAAACAGCGAAAAUAAUAAUUACCUACAGCAUCAAUAAUGUUUGUUCAGGCGGGGUACCCGACCAGCAACUUUGUGGUGAAAAAGCCACACUCGCAGC
Amoebophrya sp. A120 is the source of this 2895-nucleotide messenger RNA. Lineage: Eukaryota; Dinophyceae; Syndiniales; Amoebophryaceae. The record is from the annotation of a GenBank genome assembly.